ACACCUGAUCCAUCCAGCCUUUGAAAGGAGAUGCUGGCCAGGGCGCUAGGAUGGCUGGGCUUCUUCGCGCUCCUGGUAGCUGCGGGGGCCAACUGGGAAGCAGAUCCCCUCUGCCCUGCCAGGUACAAGCUCAACUGCCUUCUUCGCCGGCGGCUGGGCUGUGGGCCCGAAGGUGCGCCAAGCUGUGGCCCUUGUUUCCAUAACUAUGAGGAGGAUGCUGAGGGCAACUGUGUGCCGAAGAAAACCCUGAAGCAUGAAAGUAAAACAAAAACCCAGAAGAGGCCCAAGGACUUGCCAGGCCUCAUCCGUUCCCUCCUGGCCAAGCAUGAGAAGGGCUUGCGACCCCCAAGCGUGGGCAUCACUCUUCCUGGUGACACGUUGUACGAACCCUCAGGUGUCCCCACCACCUUGCCAACCUCUCUUCCCACCCAUGCCUCCCACACCGUGAGCAGCACUCCGGUUUCCUCUGAAUCAUACGAAGAAGAUACCCCCAUCUCGGCCACCACACCCCCGAGGCUCGUGAAAGUGGAUUUUAAGCAAAGGUCUCGGCCACCAUUUCCUAGUGUGAACAAAGCUGUGUCCCUCACUCUGGUGGUGAUGUGCACGGUCACGGGGGUCUCUGGGCUGGUGGUCGCUGCCAUCUGCUGGUACAGGCUGCAGCAAGAGGUACACUUGGCUCAGAAGAUGGCCUACACAACCAGUCGGGGAAACCAGUACCGGUACCAUCAGCCCAGUGCUUAUAUGGACUCCAGACUAGCUCAGUCCUGCCAAGUCCACCACUAUCAGCAUCAGAAGAAGCUUCUCACCGGUGAGGACAAAGAUCCUCCUAAAGCAGUAGAGCAGCUCUCCACAGAGUCAGAAAAUGAGGAUUACACCGUGUAUGAGUGCCCCGGAUUGGCACCGAGUGGAGAGAUGGAGAUCCACAACCCACUCUUCGACACCUCCAACCUCCGCCAGUGCCCUCCCUAAAUUCUCACCAUCUCCCCCCCCUCCGUUUUCUGUCUUUACAUUUCCUGCUCAUCUCCACUCAUGGAUUAAAGUGAGGAGGAGUCAGGCUCACAAAA
Heteronotia binoei (common prickly gecko) is the source of this 1064-nucleotide messenger RNA. Its product is annotated as neural proliferation differentiation and control protein 1-like. Bases 31 to 969 code for a protein of 312 amino acids. Lineage: Eukaryota; Metazoa; Chordata; Lepidosauria; Squamata; Gekkonidae. The record is from RefSeq and is a predicted model, not a curated record. The transcript is spliced from 9 exons. Gene Ontology annotation, cellular component: membrane.